Protopterus annectens (West African lungfish) is the source of this 1560-nucleotide messenger RNA. RefSeq lists its product as uncharacterized. The record is from RefSeq and is a predicted model, not a curated record. Lineage: Eukaryota; Metazoa; Chordata; Ceratodontiformes; Protopteridae.
AGAACUGCAUACCUACUCAUGUACCUAAAGAUGGAUCCAAAUAAAUGCAGAGCUGCUGAUGAGAGGGCUGCAAACAUUGAUGCCCAUGCACAGCACUUGGUCCAUCUGCACAGAGAGUUUGAAUAUCUCAGACAUGAAAUUAUAACUAAAUCCAAAGCAAACAAAAUAAUGAAACUUGAAGAUGACGAAAGAAGCACCGGUAAAAAGAGAAAUAAAAUCUGUAAUCGUCAGUCUAAUAAAGAAGAACUGCGGAAGUUGCACAAUUCCAGGUGCAAAGGGAGGUCAUUAGUAAAGUGGUGUUGGAGACGAUUGCCAAGGCCUGGAAAAGUGUUAGGACAUCAGAGGCAGAAUCAAGAGAAAACAGAACAAUGCCACAGUCUUCAAGGAGGGGAACUUAAUGAACAAAUGGUGCAGAAAUGCAAAUGGUCCCGCAAACUUCUUCAAAGGAAAAUAUACAUCAUUCAGUCUGAAUUCUCCAAAAGGAUUAACAGAACAGACUGUUGGCAGCGACAUUAUCAGGGAGAAUCUGCCCAUUCUGCUAUUAGAGAAAACGGGGAGAAACACUCAAACAUGGAUGCUAUAGAAAAUGAUGAAAAGUCAAAGUCUAUUAAAUUCAACAGAAAGAACAUCAAGUGUGAAUCAUCAGAAAAUGAAAACAAAGACCCUGAUACUGCCAGCUGUAUGCUGAAGUCACAUUCCCAAGAAGGCAUAAAACAUAACGGGGAGCAAAAUGGCAGUCAGCAAACCCCACACCAGGACCAUCAGAAAAACAUACCUGAAGAAACUAAAGGGCAUCACAGUCAGACCAAUAGUGAGACAAACAGUACGUCUGGUCUAUGUACAGCUGAAGGCUCCACUAACACAGCAGCACAGACUAAUUACACCCGAUUGUCAUAUGAACUGCACAGUAAACAGACUACUGCUUACUACCGGUAUCAUAUUGAAAAUAUACAAAACCUCAGGCUACAUCCAAGCAGAACAAGCACGGACUGUGCAAAGGAAAUGUCUGCAUUGCCUUCGUCUAAGUCCAGUGAUCGGAAAUGACUACAUGUGGAACCAGUAUAUCAAACAACAGUAUAUACAGCUCAGAUAAGAGACCAACAUGCGUUUUAAUCACAAUGCCCAAGAUAAGAGAAACAUCCUUCAACCUGUGAGUUACAUUGUUUUCAGAUGAAUAUUCAAGACAUUUAGGACUCAUAGAACACGUUCAGAUGUGGAAGCAGACAAGCAAAGUCACUUUGGACAACAAGAAAUCCCACUUUAAAGUCAUAUAAAGAUUAAAAAUAGGUGAUACUGAUUAACUCUCAUCUGCCAAGAAUAUGGGAUUAAAUGAAUGACCACUGCCAUAUUUAUAUUCAGGAGCAAAUCACUGUGUAUAUAUUUUUGUGAACUUUUUUAUUUUAAUGAAAUACUUUCUAGAUUUUGUAUCUCUUGCAUUUGCAGUUCUGUAUUUUUUUGUUCUUUCCUACGGGUUUACAUUAUGAUGUAUACAGCAAUAAACUUGUAGAUUUAUAAGACAAAUUGUCAAAAAUAAAUCCAAAUUUUAUCAAGUGACUCAAA